UUCUUGUUGUUUUAAUGUAAAUACCGGAUUGUCCUCUGUAUCAUAAAUGAAAACUGGGAUAAUAAUAUCCUACCUUCUUCACUGUGUAGGUGCAACAGAGUUUGUGUUGAUGUGGAUCUUCACGAAUGACCAGAUCUUCACCUACGCUGCCACUAUGUACGCGGUCAAGGCCGUUACUGUAAAGGUGAUACCCUUCGAAUGUGAUGAAAAAGCCAGCUUUUCGGUGACAAACACGUACAACUUCAAUGAAUCCACGCCUCUACGUUACACUUUCGUUGACAGCGAGCCCACUAACGGUGGGAUCUAUAACUGCCUCAAGGUCGACUCACCGUCCGAAUUUGAUAUGGUCAUCAGUGUGACGUCAUGCACCACAGUGUUGGACACGCUGCGGCCAAUAGAGAAGUCGCUUUGGAGUACCGAAUAUCUGCUCACAAUCACCGUAUACCACACCGACAUCUUCGUGUAUUCGGAGGAGAAAGAUUUUCGUGUGCACGUUCUCAUCAGCUUUGGGAAACGUACGACAGACCUGACCGGGGAGAAGUUGGACGGUCAGAGGAUUAUUCAACAUUUGGAAAAGUGGAAAGGUUUCAGGAUAAGUCUAAGGAAUAUGACGUUAAAGGAUUAUGUAUACCUGGGUGCAUGGGUGAACGCGGAGAAGCCUGUGGCCGUCAUGCUCUUAGUAUGUAAAGAAUACUCGUGUUACAGUGCAGAACAACUUUGGCCGUGUGAGACACUGGGUAAACAAUAUCACGCGGGCGAGCUCAUAAAGUCCACCAUCUUGAUGACCAGAUCUAACGAAGACAUUGCGUCGCAGACUUACCUGAGGGUGGAUGACGUCACAGAGACCAACAUCACAGCUCCGUUCGCGGGGGCGGUGUACCAGGAAGAUGUAAAAUACAGCAUAAAGGCCCAUACGUAUAUUGCUAAGUUCACAAUAGGGGGAAACGUAUAUUUCUCAAAGACAGCCUUCACACAGCUAAUGCCUGUGUCGACCUACACCAACUUUUACAUACUGAUGUACCCAACCUUAGAGUUCCCUGAGAUCAAACACUUCGUCAGUGUGAUCGUGAAGAACGGGAACUUCAGCUCUCUACUGCUGGACGGGGAAAAUAUCACAGAGACAGUUACUUUCGCUGAUGUUCAGCCAAAGAGAGAUAACUACGUCGUCACGUCGUUUGAAGUAACGCUGAGUAACCGGUACCUAUCGGCCCCUGUAGGGGUCGAUUUUGGGUGUAUCAUCUACGGGGCUCGGGCCAAGGGGGAGAUCCCUUUGUAUGCGCACCCAGCCCGCUCCCCCAGCGAUAUUUUUAAGCAGAUAACACUGAACGACACCAUUGCCUACGACCCACGAUCUGCCCAGAUCCCAACGGCUUUAGAAUCUCCAAUCUGUAAGAUUCCGACCACCCCACGUCCGGUGCGUGGAUGUGUUGAGACGGACAGUCCAGAACUUGUACUCAUUGACAUCCCACAGGAAUUCAAACUCUUACGACUGGUUUUAUUUCUGCCUAUCUCCCCCCUACCCUGGAAGCUGGACAUCACGUGUAUCAAGAAUCUGAAGCGGGUCUGCAAGUACCGUAUAGAGGAGAUCAGACAAGGAAAAUAUUUUUUAGACGUGGACACAGAGGUGGACUAUGUGGAGAUUUUAUCCUACAAGACGGAGAUGAGGCUGUGUGAUAUUCAAAUUUAUGGAGAAGAGAUUAAAAGCGUGGCCGAAGAUACCAGUCAUCAAGUGGACACUACAGAGAAGUUUUACACGACUUGGUGGUUCAUCCUGCUGUGUUGUCUAGCUGCGCUCGUUGUUCUAGUCAUUAUUCUCCUUAUAUACAAGGGAUUUUGUUGCUAAAUACUUA
Physella acuta is the source of this 1850-nucleotide messenger RNA. RefSeq lists its product as uncharacterized. NCBI's taxonomy places the organism in Eukaryota, Metazoa, Mollusca, Gastropoda, Physidae. The record is from RefSeq and is a predicted model, not a curated record.